AUGGCAGGAAACCCUGCCAACGUCAAGGAAGAGUUAGAAAUGUCCCUGGAUGAGGACUCGGUGCCGGGAAACCAUUCCCAAAGCCAAGAGCACAUGGCGAUCACAGAAAUGAUAGAGCGUGGACCCUGGUCUCCAGGUGUUUCUCAACGGAGACAGAAGUUGGAAUCAAAGGUUACUACUUCUGCUGGAACCCAGCCAGCUUGGACUAUGACUACCCCUCGGGCCAAGAAAACGAGGAAGGCUUCAGGCCCUUUUCAGGUGACAGUUGUGGCAGGAGACAGGGACCCUGUUACUGUUCCUUCCUCACCACAAUCUGAAACAGCCAGAGCACCUGAGAGGCAGAGGGGACAUCACUCACAGCUGCCCAGGAUGCAAAGAGACCAAGGCCAUGGUGAAACCCAUGCCCAGGAGAAUACUGGCAAUGCCCCAAACAUGAGAUACAAGUAUGAUCGCAACCCAGGGGCAGAUUUGGUGGCAGAGAUAGGCCUGGAAGAGCUCAAUGGACUGGAGAUGGAAAUCAUGAGACGACAGAUGCAGGUGAUCACUGCGCGUCUGCGCGUCCUGGAGGACCAGGAUGCCACCUGGCGCUACAAGGAGACUUUGCUCUUCACUCUGCUGCUGUCUGCCUGCAUUGUCAACCUGUGGCUGUGGAUGCGCCAGUAAUGCUCCACAGCCAGUGUAACCCCGCUAAGAGCUUUCGCCCUCUUCCCGUUUUU
This is a messenger RNA of Dipodomys spectabilis (banner-tailed kangaroo rat), 716 nucleotides long. RefSeq names its product fetal and adult testis expressed 1 (gene Fate1). The transcript has 7 exons. The record is from RefSeq and is a predicted model, not a curated record. Gene Ontology annotation, biological process: negative regulation of mitochondrial calcium ion concentration; negative regulation of apoptotic process. Bases 1 to 663 code for a protein of 220 amino acids. Gene Ontology annotation, cellular component: mitochondrial outer membrane; endoplasmic reticulum; mitochondria-associated endoplasmic reticulum membrane contact site. NCBI's taxonomy places the organism in Eukaryota, Metazoa, Chordata, Mammalia, Rodentia, Heteromyidae. Gene Ontology annotation, molecular function: ubiquitin protein ligase binding.